AUGCUAGACCCCAAAUCGCCCCUCCAGGCGGCAGCUAUCUUUCUUGGAGGCAUCGGGCGGUCCCGGAGAACCAGGCAGAAGGCUGUUCCAGCACUUGCGCUGAGCAAGGGCGAGGCAUACAGGUUGCUGGGCGCUGAUCAGGGGUGCUCGCGAGCUGAGCUGCGCGCUGCAUACAUGAUACGCAUCCGACAGCUGCACCCAGAUGUCAACCCCUUGAGGGAUACCACGGAGGAGGCCACAGCACUCAAUGAAGCUUAUGCGCUCCUGCAGGAGGGAUUCCUGACUGGGGAAGAGGAAGUUCCCAGCGUGUUUGACGUGCCUGAAGCAGAGCCCAGCGAGCUCUUCAUAAAUCCCUUUGCCUGCAACACCAGCCCCCUGCUUUGGCGAGAACUGCAGGAGGUAGUGAAAGGUGCAGAUGAUCCAGUGAGCGAGCUGGCAGCUCAGGGAGUGUACAUCAGGGACUCGGCUGUGUAUUACCUGACGCCGUGCCAGCUGGCGGCCGUCACUGCUGACCUGGAGGCGAUGGAGGACAGCAUGGCAGUGGAGCUGACAUCAUGGCUUGUCAGCGACUGCCUCAUGCGCGCAGCCAGAGCCAAUGACCGCAUGCCAGCUCAGCGUCGCAGCUGA
This is a messenger RNA of Coccomyxa subellipsoidea C-169, 627 nucleotides long. RefSeq lists its product as hypothetical. The record is from RefSeq and is a predicted model, not a curated record. The transcript is spliced from 5 exons. Bases 1 to 627 code for a protein of 208 amino acids. Lineage: Eukaryota; Viridiplantae; Chlorophyta; Trebouxiophyceae; Coccomyxaceae.